This is a messenger RNA of Aphanomyces astaci, 1458 nucleotides long. RefSeq lists its product as hypothetical. The coding region runs from base 1 to 1458 and encodes 485 amino acids. Gene Ontology annotation, cellular component: Mre11 complex; condensed nuclear chromosome. The transcript has 2 exons. Gene Ontology annotation, molecular function: double-stranded telomeric DNA binding; G-quadruplex DNA binding; single-stranded telomeric DNA binding. Gene Ontology annotation, biological process: chromosome organization involved in meiotic cell cycle; telomere maintenance via telomerase; double-strand break repair. The record is from RefSeq and is a predicted model, not a curated record. NCBI's taxonomy places the organism in Eukaryota, Oomycota, Saprolegniomycetes, Saprolegniales, Verrucalvaceae.
AUGGGCCGCAAGCACGCGUUUGGGUCGUUUCCGUCGCUGUCGACGAGCCAAGAACAGCGGCAAUUCUGGGCCCGCUUUCAAGAAGCGCUGCUGGACAAAGAGACCGCGCUCAAAACCAUGGAGCAGGACAGCACCAAAGUCCAGGACCAGUGGAAUUCCACGAUCAACAAGCUUGAAACCCAAUUAAACCAAUACACGCUACAAAUUGACCACAAGAACGCUGAAAUGGCCGACGUCCAGAAGGAAGAGGCCAAAGUCAUAACCUUUCUCCAAGGCCACCAACGAAGCGCCAGCGAAUCCACGUCAUCCCAGCGAGAAUUAUCCCAGCUGGAAGCGAAAUUGGCCGAGUUGGAAGCCAAGCUGCAAGCGUCCAAGGACAGCCACGCGACGUCGCGCCUUCGCGAUGAGACCGUCGCAAUCGACAAGGAGCUCAACUCGCUCUCGUUCGACUUGAAAAUCGCCCAAGACAAAGUCAACGUCCUCCGCGGCUUUGAAAAGGAGGAGAGCGCUCUGGAGCACUCGAGGCGCGACGUAUGUGCCCGAAAAGCCGGCGUCCACGAGAACUUGACCGACCCCAAGUUUGCGCAUCUCUUGCCCCACCAACCCACGGAAGCAUCAUUAGAUCAGGAUGUGAAUACGCUCGAAGCGCUGGCUGAAACCUGCAAACGGACUAUCCACGAGAGCCACGAUGCGUUGCGGCGCUGCGAAGCCCAAGCCACGGAAUUGAAUCUCAAGAAACAGCAAGAAGAAAACACCGUGUCCAAGCUACGCAAGGAACUGGACCAGUUGGAGCUAGGACCGAUGCAGGAGCUGCAGCGAAUCUUCUCGGCGUACCAGCUGCUGCAGCCCGAGACGGCCGUGGCCCAGCUGGAAACCAUGUACAUGGAGGCCAAAGACAAGACGGUGAGCCGCAAGAAUGCCGUCAUGUUCUUGAAAACGUACAAGAAGAAGGGCGAAAAGGAACACUGCUGCCCGCUGUGCCACCGCGGCAUGACCCCCGACGAGUUGGCCGUGUUCUCCAAGCUCGUGGCCGACAAAAUGGACGACUCGAAGAACCAAGAGAAAAUUCACAAGGCGGAACGACUCGAGCAGCAAGCAUUUGAAGUGUGGAAGCAGACGGAAACGCUCAUGCCGUCGUGGCACCGCCUCCAAGCCAUCCAAAAGGACUUACCCGCGAGAAGCGACGUCCUCAACGACCUGUACAAGCAGUCGCGCGCCCUCGAGCUGGAUCUUACACAAACCCGACUCGUGGUUCAGCAAAACGAAGCCAAGCUGAGCCAAGUCGUGGAAGGAUGGGAUCUCCUCAAGGCUCUCAAGAAAAGCUACGACCAAGUGGAAUUUGACGCGAAAAAGGUGGCGGCGUCGGAGCGCGAUUUGGCGUCGCGGCUAGCGGACAGCCUCGGGAGCAACCCGCCGACCAUGUCGAUGGCCCAGGAGGCAGACAGGUCGUACGAGUGA